CUUCUUUAUCGAAGGACGGGUGCAGGAAAGAGGACUGUUUACGAGCCUUGAUUCUGCUCGUUUCGGUCGCUGUAGCUGGCCGCCCACCAUGAGCGGCGUCUACACCAGAAAGCCAUUGGAUGAGAUUGACACAUCCGAAGGGGCGCUGCCGUUCAACCUGCAACGAGUCGCCGAAGACGAGCUCGGAGAAACUCCUGCACGGAGAAAGGAAUCCCUCGAAAAACUACUGCAGUCGUUAUCAAAAGAGGAAGGCCUCCAUCCGAGACAAGAUGCCGCAUUCCUUCUGCGGUUCCUACGCGUGCGGAAGUACAACGUGGAGGCGGCGCUGCGUACCAUCCGCAACUACUACCGGAACCGCAACACGAGUCGGACCAUCUUCGAGGACUUAACGCCAUCCAGCAUAUCCGAAGCAACGCGACGGAUUAUGAUGAUAAUGCCGGGAAAGGAUGUUUGCGGACGCCCCAUCUUUCUUUUCAAGAUCGGCUCGUGGGACAUCGUGGAAUCUUCUUACGUCGAAAUGCACCGGGCCGCCAUGCUCUGCCUUGAGCAUUUAGCGAAAGAUCCUACAACGCAAACACUGGGCAUGGUCAUGCUGUUCGACUACGCUAAGCUGACGCCAGAAAAAGUGCUCUCCAUCAAUGUGGGCUUGAUUAGAAGAGGCUUCGAGUACCUUCAGGAUUGCAUGCCCAUGCGCAUGAAAGCCAUGUACGCCGUACGAGAGGGGUUUGCAUUUGACAUGGUCUACGCGCUGGUUAGGCCAUUCCUUAAGAAGAAGCUUGCCGACAGGUUUCAUCCGUACGGAGAAAAUUUUGAAGAACUCCACAAGCACAUAGACCCUCACGUCCUACCUAAAGAGUACGGUGGAGACGCACCUCCAUUAGACUUUAAUGAAUUCUGGAGCAAGCUUGAGGUCAACUACGAUGACUACAAGGAGGACAGGAAGUAUGGCUACAUCACGAAUAACCAAAGUUUUGCCACAGAUGCGGAAAUUGAAAAAGAAGUCACGUUUUUGUAAUAAAAACAAAACCAGCAAGAGUAAGUAGAAAACGAAA
Molecule: messenger RNA, 1052 nt
Organism: Dermacentor andersoni
Lineage: Eukaryota; Metazoa; Arthropoda; Arachnida; Ixodida; Ixodidae
Product: clavesin-2-like
Cellular component (GO): membrane
Molecular function (GO): phosphatidylinositol bisphosphate binding
Source: RefSeq, a predicted model, not a curated record